Molecule: messenger RNA, 4635 nt
Organism: Sphaeramia orbicularis (orbiculate cardinalfish)
Lineage: Eukaryota; Metazoa; Chordata; Actinopteri; Kurtiformes; Apogonidae
Gene: pom121
Product: POM121 transmembrane nucleoporin
Exons: 13
Coding region: 20-3451 (1143 amino acids)
Biological process (GO): RNA export from nucleus; protein import into nucleus
Cellular component (GO): nuclear pore
Molecular function (GO): structural constituent of nuclear pore
Source: RefSeq, a predicted model, not a curated record
ACGAACAGCAUGAUGGGAUAUGAGAGUCCUCCGGCGGCGCGUUGCCGCCAUGUCACCUAAAGAGAAACAUUUAGCGCUUCUUUUUCUUGUGGGUUUUGCUACUCUUACUAUUUAUUGUUUUCCCACUUUUCUUUACGCGGCUUUAAUCCUCGCAGGUUUCUAUAUUGUGUCGUACUAUCGCAGGCGAGGGCCGAUUUCCGUCCAGUUAGGCCUUGGUCCGCGAGCUGGACUAAACGUUCAAACAGUGCUCCAGCGCUGGAUUUGGGGUUUGGGGGUAAACAGUGUGUCGGAAGCCCAACAGAGAAGAACGAGGGUUACUGGCAACAAAACGAAGAUCCAAGAGACAGAGGGACCCUUCAAACCACGAUUUACUGAACCUGCGGUUUAUCGACGGGAAGCUUUGGCAAGUGACUCUUUUCUUUUCAGUCCCCGGGAUUUCCUCAUGGGGAGUUACAUCGGAAAACCCGAGAGUCCAAACUGUGGAACCGUAAGACCAAACACCGGCAGAAAUUAUAGAGAGGAACUGCGGGAAAAACUGUCCCGACCAAACCAUGCUGUCUACACUCCCAACAGGAGGCUGUCAUUUACAGGAGAGUCCCUGGGCUCAACGGGCAGAUUUUCCAUAGCCCCUCAGCGUCACUACCCCCUGCAGCAAGGAGGAUUUUCCUCAGUCGGAGUCUUACCCCCUGUUCGAUGGAAUGGCUUCAGACAGAAAAACAUCCUCAGCCCACGAAAUACAGCUGCUGUCAGUCCUGUUACUGUGAAGAUUGCCAGGCCCGACCACAGCACUCCCAGUUUUGACCAUCUGAGUUUUCUGGAGCUCCCCCAGGCUGAAGCUGACCCCUGCUCCAGAGAAAGUGUCCUCAAGGUGCUGAAGGAAAGCCGUAAGAGAGAGGUGGAGGAUGAGGACAGAAGCUUCACAUCUGAGCAGAAAAGCAAAAGAAGGCGUAAUGACAGUGGUGGAAGUACACAGUCUGCCUUUGAACCUCUCCUACCCAAUGGAACAUCAUCCCAAUUGGUCCCCAAGCCAGGAAGCUUGAAAAGAGGGAUGACCUCAGUGGCAGAGGAGACCACCAUGAAACGGUCUCGCACCUCAUCCAUCAGCUCUGGCAGUGGGGUCCAUACUUCCAGAGGUAUUUCAGGCACAAGACGAAACCCUAUCUACAGCUCCUACAGUUCUUCACAAGGCCUCAGUCAGUGGAAGAAACCAUCAGCGCCCAGCCCUCCUUUGUCCAGCCCUGGAUCCUCUCGCUCUCAGACUCCUGAAGGAGUAUCCAAAAGACCAAGAGAGGACGAGGGGCAGUCACCCAGUUCAGCAUCCUCUGUGAGAUCUGACCUGACAACCUCAGACAAGCUAUCUGCCAUCUUGAAACCGACUGCAGUCCCCAAGGCCCCAGCCACAACUUCCACAGACUCAACUAAUAGUGGUGGGAAGAGGAAACGCAAAAUCCAGCUGGUGUCCAGCCACAGAGAUGACCAACUUUCUCUACCUCCACCCCCUCCUGAGCUAGGCUACAGCAUUACAGUACAAGACCUGGAUGAAGAAAAAAGGGCUGCCAUCAGCAAGAUCCAGAAGGUCCUAGAAACACCUGCUCCACAGCCAGAGGAUGUUUCACCACCAGCUUCCACCUCCAGUCAGUCCUCCUCUACCAGUUCCACCACCACCCUUAACAGCCUCCUGACAGCUCCUCUGCCCAAAGCCUCCAGCUCUGGCAUCCCAGUUAUCAACCUCGAUCCCAUUCCAACCACCAGUACUGGAACUACACCUGCACCCUCCAACCCACUGUUGGAGUCCCUGAAGAUGAAGAGCAGCAUUCCAACUGCAUUCACAUCUGCAGCUACCACCGCUACAGUGUCAGCAACAUCCACCCCAGCAGAACUCUGCUCAUCAUUGAAGACAUCAGCUCCAGAGAAUCCUCCUGUACUCCCCCCUUCCUCCCAGUGUCAGGCGCCAUCAGCCUUCACUCAGGUGUUGGGCCAGGUCUCCAAGACUUCCAGCAACACCACCACUUCUGUUACAGGAUCCAGCCUGUUUGGACUGCCCAACCAAAGCACAAGCAUUGCUUCCUCUUCCUUGAACACAAUAACAGGUGCUACUGCCCCAUCCAGCAGCUCUGAGUCGGUCAGUAACACCAACCCAUUGCUGGUAUCCGGGUUCAAGCCCAUCUUUGCCGUCACAACAACCUCAGCCACCACAGUUGCAGAGAGCAAACCUCAGGUCCAAAGCUUCAAGCCCAUAUUUGGAAUCCCUACAGAAAGCUCUGCAUUUGGAAAGUCCCCAUCUGUCACAGUUUCUAACUCAGCCCCCACUGUAACAAGUACAUCCUCAGUGUUUGGAUCAACAAGCACCACAGCUGCACAGUCUGAUGUUCCUGUCCUGACAAACACCUCCACUUUAACAGUAUCCACUAGCUCAGUUGCCACCACCCAGCCUACAGUCCAACCAGGUGCAGAAUCUGUCUUUGGAAACUGGUCCACACCAUCCACAACAAGUACAAGCUCCACCUCUGUGCAAGUGCCCACUACCGGCAGCGCCUUUCAGUUUGGAACUGGUACCACCACUAGUGGGAGUGGAGCCUCAUCUGUUAAUACCACAACGUCCACUAACAGCACCUUCACAUUUGGUGUUACUCAGUCAACUGCUAGUCAAAAUUUGUUUACGUUUGGCCAGGCAGUUCCAAGCCAGAAUACAACCUCUGCUUCACUUGGAGGCUUUGGUUUAAGCAGCACAGUCUCCACAACUGCCACCUCCACCCAGUCCACUUUCAGCUUUGGAAAGUCAUUAUUUGAAGUGUCUCCUGCACCAUCAACCUUUGGGUCUACUACUGCAGCCCCACCAAAACCAUUCACUUUUGGAGGUGCUGGAGCAUCAUCCACACCUAUUUCGAACCCUGCCCCUUUCACUUUUGGGACUCCUGCCACCACAGCAUCCACCUUCGGGACUCCAGCUAAACCAGUAUUUGGAACAGGUUCAGGCAAUUUCACUUUUGGUGGCACUACUGUUCCUCAGGCAGCACCAAGCUUUGGCGCACCAACCCAGACUCAGAGCUCAUCCUCUACUACAUUCCCCUUCACCAGCACUGUUUCUCAGCAGCCGCCUCCUGCGAACUCUCAGUCUGCAAACACUGGAUUUAACUUUGGAGCUUCCAUUUCAUGCCCACAGUUUGGAGGACUUGUUCAAAAUAAUUCUGCACCUCAGAUGGGAAGUUUCAAGUUUGGGGCUGCUGGUACUACUGACAAACCAGUGUUUGGAACAUCCACCCCAUCGUUUGGCCAGAGUACUGCUGCUGGUCCAAUUUCCUUUGGAAGUCCUGGGACUCCUGUUCAAGGCUUCACUGCGGCCCCUUUUGGUUCCCCUGCUACUCCAUCAUUCUCCAUUGGGGCCGGAUCCAAGCCAUCUGCAGCGCGUCAGAGGCUGCAGGCACGAAGGCAACACAACAGGAAGAAGUAACCUACCAUCACAUGAGCACAGCUCCUGUUACUAAUGGUAAUCUGGCUAGUGUUGCUAAACCUAGAGUCCCCUAACCAGGCUGCCACUUGGCCCUAUGCUUCCUGUCCCUCCUCCAGUGCUGGACUCAGACAUUAUGUAUGCAGAGGGGUCAGACAGAGCACAGCUCAAUGCUGGGAUUAUGCUGCCUGAACAUGUCCCAGCAGUGAAUGAAGCUGUGAACAGAUUGGAUGUACUUUACUUGAAGAGAGAAGAAACCAGUGGUUUAGUUUGUUUCUUAGCAAAAGCAUAUCCAAAGUUGUCUUUCUUUUCCAGUAUCCAGUGUGAGCCUGCUCAUUGUUUUGUCUUAAGGAGAAAAUUGAAUCAGGUGGAUACGCCAAACCUCGACAUUUAUUUUCUUACAUGAAGCACUCACCAGUUUGUAUGCAAUUGAAUAUUUGAAACUGAAAGUGUGUAAACAGGGAGAAAUGCAAAUUCAGACACAUUUCAAGGGACAACACAACAGAUGAAAGGCCAUGUAUGUGCAUUAGAAUCCUGUUUCUGAAUUGACUAUCUGACUGUGUAGAUGACCCAUGUGUUUCUUGAAGGCGCAACAUAUGACAUGUAAACUCUGUUUAAAAUUAUAACCAUUCCCAAAGCUGUUUCGAAAGUGAUAAUAUGGUGAUUCCUAUUACUGGUGUAAUUAUCAGGUCAAUACAAUGACCACUUCUGACAGUGAAUUCUUUAUCCUGAUGCCUGUGAAAAGAAGCUCUGGUGUUCAUCGUAGCUUUAAAUCUUCAUAUGUAUUUUGUCCCAAACUACCUCGACUGCCAGGCGCUGAAUCCGUGUUUGUUCACUGAAAAAUCUCCAAUCUGUGCCAAGUCAGGCUUCUGUUCAUGAUACUUAAUUUGCACCAACCAGAAAUCUUUAUUUUGUUUUUUUUCCCUCCUCUCCACACUAACGUAUCUGAAAUAUUAGUACCAAUGAACAAAUGUGACAAAAUACAGUAAUUGAUGUAGGAAUUUGGGUCAUACAUAUGCCAUGAUUACGAUUUAAAACAGCAGUAAAUACACUGUCAGCAGUCUGUCACCUCUUGGUCAUUGUCAAAUCUCCUGGGGAAAGUGAGCUGUAUCUGAUGCAGUUUUUGUGAAUAAUUUUGAAGAAAUAAAGUCUGAAAUUGAACACUUAUGUUCAAACAUGACCACAAA